GAAGCAGGGGAAGCCGAAGGAGGGACUCAUAUCGCUGGAGGAGAAGUUCAUCAUCGAGGACAACCAAUGGCCUCUAGAGUCUAGAGGAAUCCGAGGAGGGCAGGAACUUCAGGACAUGGAUGGAGGUCUACCACGAGAAGAUGACCGAGGCUUCGCGGGAGCUGCUGAGCCUGAUUGCGGAAGGUUACGGAGCACCCAGCGACUUCUACGCCGACAUCUUCAGGGAUCCGCAUCUCUCCACGCUCCGGCUCAUCCGCUACCCGGCCAGACCCAACCCGACAUAUGAAGCCCGUGACGGUGACGCGGUGAUCCAGACGGCCGAACACCAGGACACCACGAUGGUCGCGCUGCUGGCCACCUUUGCCGAGUACCCGGGGCUGCAGGUUCGCUGGUGGAAGGACGACUCCAUCAUCGAUGUGACGCACAAACCCGGCCACCUCGUCAUGGACAUCGGCCAGCUGCUCUCCUACACCAGCGGCGGGGCUCUCAAGGCUACCAAACACCGCGUGAUCGACUGCUGUGGUGAUAGGCUGUCCGUCCCAUUCUUCCUGGAGCCACGGUUCCACGCCAACGUGAACGUGGUCCUGCCGGGGUGCGAGCAGAGGGAGAGUCAGCCCAAGUACUACGGCCACUGGCUCUUGGAGGGGAUCAGAAAGUGGGCCGAAUACAAGGAUCUCUGCAGGCGAAUCGAAACACAGACCGCGAAGACACUGUAUGAGGGAGAAGAAGAUGAGGAUGAAGUGAUGAUGUGGAAGAAAUAG
This is a messenger RNA of Eriocheir sinensis (Chinese mitten crab), 761 nucleotides long. Its product is annotated as 1-aminocyclopropane-1-carboxylate oxidase-like. The transcript is spliced from 4 exons. Gene Ontology annotation, molecular function: dioxygenase activity. Bases 120 to 761 code for a protein of 213 amino acids. Lineage: Eukaryota; Metazoa; Arthropoda; Malacostraca; Decapoda; Varunidae. The record is from RefSeq and is a predicted model, not a curated record.